AGUUUUGGCUUGUAGACCCUAGUAGAGACCAGGAACACACCCAUCCGACAAACGCAACAGAGCAGCUCAGCCGCGCUCCCACCCACACACCGCCACCAUGGCGAUGCACAUCCCCAAGGUCGGCCUUCAGACCAUGAUGAAGGAUGGUGCCAAGCACUACUCUGGUCUCGAAGAAGCCGUGUAUCGUAACAUUAAUGCGUGCAAGGAGAUUGCCAACAUUAUCCGUUCCUCCUUUGGCCCCAAUGGCAUGAACAAGAUGAUUGUGGAUCACCUUGACAAGCUUUUUGUGACCAACGAUGCCGCCACUAUCAUCCAAAAGCUCGAUGUCGAGCACCCAGCUGCCAAGAUGGUCAUUGACGCCUCGGGCCAACAAGAGCACGAGGCUGGCGAUGGCACCAACUUUGUCAUUAUCCUGGCUGGCAAGAUGCUUGAAAAGGCCGAACACCUCUUGCGCAUGGGCGUGGCUGUGGCAGAUGUCAUUGCUGGUUUUGAGAUGGCCUGCGAAAAGGCUCAAGAGAUCCUCGAGACUCUUGUUUGUCACACUGUCGAGGAUCCUCGCGAUGUCGAGACGGUGGCCCAGGCCUUGGAAACGUGCAUUGGCAGCAAGCAGGCCGGUCUGGAACAGUUCAUUGCCAAGCUGGUGGCUGAAGCCUGCCUGCGCAUUCUGCCCAAGGAGGCAACACGCUUGCCUUUCAACGUUGACAACGUUCGCGUUUGCAAAAUCCUUGGCAGCGGUGUGACGAGCUCCACUGUCCUUCGCGGCAUGGUCUUCACUCGUGGCGCGGCAGGUGUCGUCUCCUCUGCCGAGAACGCGCGCAUGGCCGUGUACACGGCAGAUGUUGACUACGGCUUUACCGAGACGAAGGGUACAGUCCUGAUUAACUCGGCUGAUGAGCUGAAGCAGUACUCAAUCAACGAGGAACAACUCCUGGAGCAGAACAUCAAGGGCAUCAAGGAUGCCGGCGUUGACGUCAUCGUCACCAGUGGCAAGAUCGGAGACAUGGCGCUCCACUUUUGCAACCGCAUGGAUAUCAUGGUGGUCAAGACCAACUCCAAGUUUGAGCUCAAACGUCUUUGCCGCGCCACGCGCACCACCGCCUUGCCUCGCUUCUCGCCCCCCGCUCCUUCGGAGAUUGGUCAUUGCGAUCACGUCGAGCUCAAGGAGAUUGGUGAUACUACCGUAACGAUUUUCCGUCAAGACGACGUGCAGAGCGCCGUCUCCACGAUUGUGAUUCGCGGUGCUACCGCCAACAUCAUGGAUGAUGUCGAACGUGCCAUCGAUGACGGAGUCAACAACUACAAGGCCCUCACACAGGACGGCCGCUUUGUGCCCGGUGCGGGUGCGGCCGAAAUCGAGUUGGCCCUGCAGCUGUCCUCUUUUGGUGAUACUUGCGCUGGUCUGGAACAGUAUGCCAUCAAGGCCUUUGCAGAGGCGUUGGAGGUCGUGCCUCAGACUCUGGCAGAGAACGCCGGCGUCAAGCCCAAGGAGCUCGUGUCCAAGUUGUAUGCCGCUCACCAGGGUGGCAACAAGAACGCUGGCUUUGACAAUGACACUGAUUCCAGCGAGGACAUUAAGGACGUGGUUGCGGCCAACAUUCUCGACCUUUAUCACACCAAGCGCUGGGGCAUUACCUAUGCCACCCAGGCAGCGUGUACCGUCCUCCGUGUGGAUCAGAUCAUCAUGGCCAAGCGUGCCGGUGGCCCCAAGCCUCCCAAGCAGGGCAACUACGACGAAGAUUAAGGUCACAAGCGCCAAGACGUUUGUGAUUGAAACCUCAUGUACAGACACUGCAUCAGUCCGAAUGACUACCCCUGAAGACGGGAAGGGAGACGGCAUUUUCGCGCGCUCGCUCGAUUUGAAUGCCUGGCCGUUCUUGUUUUCUUUUUGCCAAACGAAAUUUAAAAGCCAAAAAAUCGAA
This is a messenger RNA of Monosiga brevicollis MX1, 1919 nucleotides long. RefSeq lists its product as uncharacterized. Bases 98 to 1741 code for a protein of 547 amino acids. The record is from RefSeq and is a predicted model, not a curated record. Gene Ontology annotation, biological process: protein folding. NCBI's taxonomy places the organism in Eukaryota, Choanoflagellata, Craspedida, Salpingoecidae. Gene Ontology annotation, cellular component: chaperonin-containing T-complex. Gene Ontology annotation, molecular function: ATP binding; ATP-dependent protein folding chaperone; ATP hydrolysis activity. The transcript has 8 exons.